GCUCUCCGCGGCCGGUCCUCUGCAGCCGGGUCGUGAGUGACACCUCCGGCCUCGGUUUCUGGACUCGCCGUGCGCGCUGCCUUCGUCUCGCCGGACCGGGCUGCACAAGGGCUCCCGCUGACGCUAUGCUUGUAUUGGUGCACGCAUGAGAGACUCCGCCGCCGCCACCGCUGCCGCCGCCAGAGCCAUGGAGGAGCCGGAGUGCAGCUCCUCGGCCAGCAGGCAAGAGUGCAAGUCUGAAGAUGUCACUUGCAAGAUCUCAGAAUCUGAUCCUGAGGAGUUAUCUGAUGAAGCAAAUACUGAAACUUUCUAUGGAACCUCUCCUCCUAGCACACCGCGGCAGAUGAAACGCAUCUAUAGGAAGCACCUGAAAAAUAAUGUGGGGGCGAGAUCUACCAGCCGUACUGCUUUGAAAGAGAAGAUGAGCUCACCAAACCAGCUGUCUAACAAAGACAAUGUCAAAACCCUCGAUAACACAGAAGAGCACAGCUAUAAGCAGGGGAAAAAGAUCCGAGCCACCCUAAGGACAACUGAGAGGGAUCACAAGAAAAACGUACAGUGCUCAUUCAUGUUGGAGUCAGUCAGUGCGUCCUUGCCAAAAAAGUCGAUUCCAGAUGUUGAUCUCAAUAAGCCUUACCUCAGCCUUGGCUGCAGCAAUGCUAAGCCUCCAGUAUCUGUACCUGUGCCUAUAGCCAAAACUACACGCCAGACUUCUCGUACUGAUUACCCAGCGGACCGCUUAAAGUUCUUUGAAACCCUGCGGCUUUUGUUAAAGCUUACCUCAGUUUCCAAGAAAAAGGACAAAGAGCAGAAAGGGCAAGAAAGCACUUCCUCCGUUGAGUUAAACCGAUCCAAUGAACUGAUCUGGCUUGAACUGCAAGCUUGGCAUGCAGGCCGGACAAUUAAGGACCAAGACUUUUAUUUGUACACAGCCCGUCAAGCCAUCCCAGAUAUUGUCAAUGAAAUCCUCACUUUCAAAGUUAACUAUGGGAACCUCUCCUGUGUAGGAAGUGGAGCUAGUCUUAAUGGUACAUCAGGAGGACAGUGUAAAGCAGCCCAUGGAGCUAGCACUAUGGGCUACUCAAGCUACCAUGAACACCUCCAUCGCCAGCGGGUCUCAUUUGAACAGGUAAAGCGGAUAAUGGAGCUGCUAGAAUACGUAGAAGCACUUUAUCCAUCUCUGAAGGCCCUUCAAAGUGACUAUGAAAAGUAUGCUGCCAGGGAUUUUCAGGACAGGGUGCAGGCACUCUGUCUCUGGCUAAAUAUUACAAAAGACUUAAACCAGAAACUAAGGAUUAUGGGAACUGUUUUGGGCAUCAAGGAUCUAUCUGACAUUGGCUGGCCAGUGUUUGAAAUCCCUUCUCCUCGGCCAUUCAGGGACAAUAAUCCAGAGUACGAGGGUGAUGAUAGGGAAACCUCGGGGGCAUGCACAGAGGAAAGUGAAGAUGAAGAACAAAUCUCUGAGGAAAAUGUGGAGGAACUCAGACAAGCCAUCCAAAAUAAUUUUGCCAAUAAGCCAAAUUUUGACUUUGAGGCACAAGACCAUUUUUCAAGAAAGCUUGAGAGGCUUGAAUCUGAGGACGACUCAACCUGCUGGGCCGUUACAGAGUGCAGCGGUGAAGCAGGCUGCAGCAGACACUGUUUGACCUCUAUUUAUAGGCCAUUUGUAGAUAAAGCACUGAAACAAAUGGGGUUGCGAAAGCUAAUUUUAAGACUGCACAAGUUAAUGCAUGGUUCCCUGCAAAGGGCCCGAAUGGCAUUGAUAAAGAAUGACCAGCAGUUGGAGUUUUCAGAGUACCCAGAUCCCAUUUUAUGUUCAGAUUACGUGCAGUUGUCAAAUUCUCCGACUUCUUCAGAUCAAAAAUGCAGUACUGUGUCAUGGGAAGAGCUGAAAUCUAUGGAUUUGCCAUCUUUUGAGCCUGCAUUUCUAGUUCUUUGCCGAGUCCUUCUCAAUGUUAUCCAUGAGUGUCUCAAAUUAAGGUUGGAACAGCGGCCUGCCGGGGAGCCAUCUCUCUUGAGUAUUAAGCAGCUAGUGCGAGAGUGUAAAGAGGUCCUGAAAGGAGGUCUGUUAAUGAAGCAAUAUUAUCAGUUUAUGUUACGUGAAGUGUUAGAUGACUUACAGAAGAACAACUGCAACAUCGACUCUUUUGAAGAAGACUUGCAUAAGAUGUUAAUGGUUUAUUUUGAUUAUAUGCGAAGCUGGAUCCAAAUGCUACAGCAGUUACCUCAAGCAUCUCAUAGUUUAAAAAAUCUCUUGGAGGAAGAAUGGAAUUUCACCAAAGAAAUCACUCCUUACAUACGGGGCGGUGAAGCUCAAGCUGGAAAACUGUUCUGUGACAUUGCAGGAGUGCUGCUAAAAUCAACAGGUAUCUUUUUGGACUGUGGCUUACAAGUCAGCUGUGAUGACUUUUGGGCUUGUGCUGAUGACAGCUCUGCUUCAGAUGAAAUCAGGAGAUCUGUUAUAGAGACCAGCCGGGCACUGAAAGAGCUGUUUCAUGAAGCUAGAGAGAGAGCAUCCAAAGCUCUUGGCUUUGCUAAGAGAUUAAGAAAGGACCUUGAAAUAGCAGCAGAGUUCACAUUAUCUGCCUCUGUGCGGGAGUUCCUCAGUGCCCUGAAAGCUCAACAGUACAUGAAGGUGCAAAUCCCUGGACUUGAAAACUUACAGAUCUUUGUGCCAGCUAACCUUGCGGGGGAAAAGUCUAUUAUCUUGCAGUUGCUUAAUACAGCUGCAGGAAAAGACUGUUCCAAAGAUUCUGAUGAGGUUGCAGGUGAACCGUUUCUGCUUAUGACAAAGCAUAGUGAUAAAGAUCAUGAAGUUGAUGACAACUGGAGCACUUGGGAAGGACAGCCAGUCAAAAUAGUUCCUCAGGUGGAAACUAUUGAUACACUGAGAAGUAUGCAGGUUGAUAACCUCCUCCUUGUAGUCAUGCAGCCUGUUCAUCUUGGGAACCUGAGAAAAAAUUUCCAGCAGUUUUUUGAAGGGCUGAUCUCUUUGCAUCAGGAGCAAACAUCCAGCCAGCCUGUCAUUGCCAAAGCUUUGCAGCAAUUGAAGAGUGAUGCUUUGCAGCUAUGCAAUAAGAUAAGCUGUGCCAUUGACAGAGUUGAUCAAAUGUUCACAUCUGAAUUCGACACAGAGGUUGAUGAAUCAGAAUCUGCCACCUUGCAGCAAUAUUAUCGGGAAGCCAUGAUUCAGUGUUAUAACUUUGGUUUUGAGUAUCACAAAGAAGUCAUUCGCCUGAUGUCUGGAGAAUUCAGACAGAAAAUCGGAGACCAGUACAUCAGUUUUGCAAGGAAGUGGAUGAAUUAUGUCCUUACCAAAUGUGAGAGUGGUCGGGGCACCAAACCCAGGUGGGCAACGCAGGGCUUUGAUUUUCUUCAAGCCAUUGAGCCAGCCUUUAUGUCAGCUCUGCCUGAAGACGACUUCUUGAAUUUACAGGCAUUGAUGAAUGAAUGUAUUGGCCAUGUCAUCGGAAAGCCUCACAGUCCCGUUACAGGUUUGUACCUUGCUAUUCAUCGGAAUAGUCCCCGUCCUGUGAAAGUACCUCGAUGCCAUAGUGAUCCCCCAAAUCCUCACCUCAUCAUCCCAACGCCUGAAGGGUUCAGCACAAGGAGUGUCCCAGGCGAUGUACGGAACCAUUGCAGUCCUGCUCUUAGUCGCCCCACUCCCAUCAGUGGUGACUCAACUCAGCCAAAACCUGUCAGCAGUGCAAAUGAUAUCAGGGGUUCAAGCGUCCCUGAAAAUGAUCGACUGGCUUCAAUCGCCGCUGAACUGCAGUUUCGGUCAUUAAGCCGCCACUCCAGUCCCACUGAAGAACGUGAAGAGCCGUCUUAUCCAAAAGGAGAUUCAGGCGGAUCAGCCCGAAGGAGUUGGGAGCUUCGGACUCUUAUCAGUCAGACCAAAGACACUGCUUCCAGGCAGGGACCCAUGGAAGCAGUUCAGAAAUCUGUCAUGGUGUUUGAAGAACAGCGGUACCUAGAAAUGAGGCGGAAAAAUAUUAUUGGCCAAGUCUGUGACACUCCUAAAUCUUAUGAUAACGUCAUGCAUGUAGGCUUGAGAAAAGUGACCUUUAAGUGGCAGAGAGGAAACAAGAUUGGAGAAGGCCAGUAUGGGAAAGUCUAUACCUGUAUCAGUGUUGACACCGGUGAAUUGAUGGCUAUGAAAGAAAUAAGAUUUCAACCAAAUGAUCACAAAACAAUCAAAGAAACUGCAGACGAGCUGAAAAUUUUUGAAGGCAUUAAGCACCCUAACCUGGUUCGGUACUUUGGUGUAGAGCUCCAUAGGGAAGAAAUGUACAUCUUCAUGGAAUACUGUGAUGAGGGAACUCUGGAGGAAGUGUCACGACUGGGCCUCCAGGAACAUGUCAUUAGGCUUUACACGAAGCAGAUCACAACAGCCAUCAAUGUGCUGCAUGAACAUGGUAUAGUGCAUCGGGACAUCAAAGGAGCAAACAUCUUUCUUACCUCGUCAGGGCUGAUUAAGCUAGGAGACUUUGGCUGUUCAGUAAAAUUAAAGAAUAAUACACAGACAAUGCCUGGCGAGGUGAACAGUACUCUGGGGACUGCAGCAUACAUGGCUCCUGAAGUGAUUACACGAGCUAAAGGAGAAGGCCACGGGCGUGCAGCUGACAUCUGGAGCCUAGGCUGUGUUGUGAUUGAAAUGGUCACAGGGAAGAGGCCCUGGCAUGAAUUUGAACACAAUUUCCAGAUCAUGUAUAGGGUUGGAAUGGGUCAUAAACCUCCCAUACCAGAAAGGAUAAGCCCAGAAGGGAAAGACUUCCUUUCUCACUGCCUGGAAAGCGAUCCAAGGAUGAGAUGGACAGCUAGCCAGCUCCUCGACCAUCCGUUUGUCAAGGUGUGCACAGAUGAAGAAUGAAGUUAUAAGCAACACAUGGCCUCCUGUACUCUGGUGAAGUAUCUCUUAAUCACUACUGUAUGUAAUAUUUACAUAAAAGACUGUGUUCAGACGCAGAAUACAACUCAAAACUUACCGUGACUGAAGACUGCACAAGUGACCAGUGUCACUUCUACUGCUGCUCUUGUACGUUUCCCUUGGUACACGUUUCUCCCGUGACAGCGCCCACGAGUUUAAAGAAGCUGCAUGUUUCAGUGAAAGUGCCAUUACUACUGUAUAAUGGACCAUUGACCUUAUUUUUGUUCCUUCUGUUUCUCAUAUGAUUGAGAACUGUAAUGUUAAUAUGUAGUAUUUUUGAACUUUCUAGGUUCGAAAAAAGCAAAGGUUAGUGUUAUAUCAGGCAUUCUGGACCUUGUUUUUAAUCUCCUGUUUGUUGAGUGCACUGACUGUGAACUUCUACCUUUUUUUGUUUUUGUUUUUUUAUUGGCCAGCUUCAGAUUUGUUAUGCAAAGGCUGAUUGAUGAAAUUUAAAAGCUUUUCUCAAUAAAUGGUUUAUUUUA
Elgaria multicarinata webbii is the source of this 5412-nucleotide messenger RNA. It is a transcript of the gene MAP3K4, whose product is annotated as mitogen-activated protein kinase kinase kinase 4. Gene Ontology annotation, biological process: protein phosphorylation; MAPK cascade. The record is from RefSeq and is a predicted model, not a curated record. The coding region runs from base 146 to 4873 and encodes 1575 amino acids. The transcript is spliced from 27 exons. Gene Ontology annotation, molecular function: protein kinase activity; ATP binding. Lineage: Eukaryota; Metazoa; Chordata; Lepidosauria; Squamata; Anguidae.